UCCGAGGUAGUGUAGUGAAUAGUCGAUAUUUUUCCUCGUUGCUAUCGAAGAUUACCGCAAAUCAUGGAAUUGUUCACGGGGCUUCUAUUCAGUUCAAACACAAUCUAUUUGAUGGUGGCUUGUUUCAUAGUCACACUUGGUCUACUGCUUUCGGAAUUUCAGCAAAAAGUUAUGGUGAAAAGUGACCUACCGAAGAUCGUACGGGAAGUGCUUUUCAGACAGUGGUUGUGGCCAGUGAUUUCCGUGAACGAUGAAAACAGUAACAUCAGCUAUCCAAAAGUGAAAGUGCAGCGUAAAGCUCCCGGACCGAAGAGUUUACCAAUUAUUGGAAACCUGAAGGAGCUCGAUGGUUACGCUGUUCCAUACCAAGCGUUUAGCGUGCUAGCCAAAAAAUACGGCUCAGUUGUGAAUCUAAAACUGGGCUACGUGGAUGCCGUCGUGGUCAACGGAAUCGAGAACAUCAAGGAGGUGUUGAUCCACAAAGCUCACCACUUUGAUAGUCGGCCAAACUUUCGCCGUUACCAGUUGUUGUUUUCUGGAAAUAAGGAGAAUUCGCUCGCCUUCUGUGACUGGUCCGAGACACAGAAGGCUCGUCGUGACAUGUUGGUACCGCACACUUUUCCACGAAACUUUACCAGCAGAUUCAAUGAAUUAAACAAUUUAGUCAUCGAUGAAAUCAAUUCGACGAUCGGAGAAAGUCAAACCGACAAAAUUGUAGCCAUCAAACCGAUCAUCAUGAACAUUUGUGCCAAUGUUUUCUCCCAGUACUUCGCCAGUUACCGGUUUGAUCCGGAAGAUCCUAAAUUCCAGAAGCUAGUGAAAAACUUCGAUCUGAUCUUCUAUGAAGUAAAUCAAGGUUAUGCAGCUGAUUUCCUUCCAUUCCUUCUACCGCUACAUCACCGUAACCUUAAGCGCAUGGACCAGCUGACUGAAGAAAUCCGCCAGAUCAUGCUGGAUUCGAUCAUAAACGAUCGUUACGAUAACUGGGUUGAAGGAAACGUAGAAAUUGACUACGUUGACAGUUUGAUCAAUCAUGUCAAAACCAAUAUUGGCCCCGAUAUGGAGUGGGAAACCGCUUUGUUCGCUCUAGAGGACAUCAUUGGUGGACAUUCUGCGGUAGCUAACUUCCUGGUCAAAACCUUCGGUUACAUCGUGCAGCAUGCUGAAGUACAGCAAAAAAUCCAAGCGGAAGUGGAUCGCAUUUUAGAGGAACAAGGCAAGCAGUGCAUCGAUUUAUCCGAUCGCAAUCAAAUGCAGUAUACCGAAGCUGUCAUCAUGGAAUCACUCCGUCUCAUUGCAUCACCUAUCGUACCACACGUUGCAAAUCAGGACAGCCAAAUUGGAGGUUACGAUGUGCCCAAGGAUACGCUGAUCUUUCUCAACAAUUACGAUCUCAGCAUGUCCGACAACCUGUGGGAAUUUCCCGACAAAUUCCUUCCGGAACGAUUUCUGCAGAACGGUCGCUUGGUGAAACCGGACUUCUUCAUUCCCUUCGGAGCAGGUCGUCGUUCUUGUAUGGGAUACAAAAUGACGCAACUGAUCAGUUUUUCAAUCAUCACAAAUCUGCUGAGAAAGUACUGCAUUACGCCGCUGCCUGGCCACUCAUAUUUUGUACCGGCUGGAUCACUUGCAAUGCCAGAGAAAUCAUAUGAAUUUCAAAUCAGUCCUCGACAUUGAAAUCCUCGAGUCUUUUCCGCCGCUACCAUCAAUCAUUACGCACAUACACAUUAACGCAUUGUAUUCCUCAAUUAGGAAAAUACUCGCUCAUGCACUCGAUACGUAAUUUAAUUCCAUUGUUUUCCUACCUCCCACCACUUUCCUUUUUCAUUCAGCAUAUGCUAAUGCGUCCGCCAAAAACAGAACUGAGAACGCCUGCAUGUGUAACCCACGUCACCCCUUCUGACACUCCUCUGUCUCCUGCUCAAUGGGUGGAGUUUUAGAUAUUAACGUUAGAGAGCACUUGAAUGUUUUCCUAUAACCUUCACCAAAGAGUGGAGGACUAUUAUUGUAAGUAAAAUUGACAAAGUAUUCACUGUAUUAACGUCGAACUUUUGCACGAAUUUGCUGUGAUGUAGAACGUUUCAGUGCCCGAGGAUGAACGAACUAAGAAACUCGUAGCACCAGUAUGAGCGAAAGGCUAGAAUGAAGAAACGUAUCCUUACGUUAGAAUUUCACUGUGACUUUUAGCUUGUAACAUUCUUCUCAACUGAUAAUUUUACGCCUAGUUAUAGCAUAGAUAUUGAGCAGCCCCAUAAACUUAUUCGUAAGAUCUAUGGUGAUGUAGCAUCGAACACACAGGCAAAGCUUGAGGUUGGCUUUAAGUACUGUAUCUUCUGUUAUAUAGCGCAGGACCGAUAUGAAUUGUGAAAAAAGAUA
Molecule: messenger RNA, 2376 nt
Organism: Wyeomyia smithii (pitcher-plant mosquito)
Lineage: Eukaryota; Metazoa; Arthropoda; Insecta; Diptera; Culicidae
Product: cytochrome P450 307a1-like
Exons: 3
Coding region: 64-1677 (537 amino acids)
Molecular function (GO): heme binding; iron ion binding; oxidoreductase activity, acting on paired donors, with incorporation or reduction of molecular oxygen
Source: RefSeq, a predicted model, not a curated record